CCAACAUUCAACAGUCUGUUCACCAGCUCGCAGUCCAGGAGUGCCUUGAUCCUAUUCCGGUACAACAUUUCUCACAUGCUUUUUGUCGAUAAGCUUCAGCUCGUGCAUGCCACGUUUCCAGAUUCGCACUACUGCUGGUGAAAGCCCAGGCAGAAAGUUCGUGGGGUCUGUUUUCGGCAACACCCGCCUCUCAAAUCCACCGACAUCAACGAGGUGACCAACCGGCAGGAAGGGUCAGCCAAUUUUGUAUAAAAGUACAAAACGAGAUUUGUGGCUUGCGAUUAUGUUCUGAGUUCGGGAGGCGUACGAUGAGAUAAAAACACACCAACAAUCCAGAUUCGACAGAAUCGGCACUACCAGACGGUCGUGGCAACCAUGCCUGCGAAGACGUAUGAUGCCCACAUCGAAGCCUCGCCUAGGGGCGUCGAUUCCGUGGACGAGAGUUGGGGAACAUCAUGUCAAUCACCUGACCCCAUAGCGGUCGUAGGAAUGGGAUGUCGGUUGCCGGGAGGGGUCUCGAAUCCCUCAGAGCUAUGGGAGCUCCUAAUCAACAAGCGCACAGGAAGGCGGAACUUCACCCGUUCCAGACUGAACCUCCCGGGUUUCUAUCACCCAGACCAUCAGAGACCAGGGAGUAUCAACACUGAAGGAGGUUACCUCCUAGACGAAGAUCCUAGGUUAUUCGACCAUGCCUUUUUUGGCAUGAACACGAGCGAGGUGAUGACUAUGGACCCUCAACAGCGAAAAAUCCUAGAGGUCGCGUAUGAAGCAUUGGAAAGCGCCGGUGAGCCGUGGGAGAAGUUCUCCGGCUCCAAUACAGGAGUGUACGUCGGCAACUUCAAUAUCGAUCAUCAUGUCAUGCAAAUGCAUGACAUCGAUUUUCCUUUGCCAUAUGCACCUACCGGCGGAAGUUCGAGCAUCUUGGCUAAUCGCGUUAACUAUCUUCUCAACUUGAGAGGUCCAAGUAUGACUGUGGAUACCGCAUGUUCGAGUUCCAUGUAUGCUCUCCACUUGGCAGUCAACGCGAUUCGCAACGGGGAAUGCGACGCCGCUAUUGUCGGCGGAAGCAACCUAAUUUCAGCGCCAGAGAUGCAGCUUCUAACCGUCAAGCUAGGAGCCUUAUCCCCGACCUCAACAUGCCACACAUUCGACGAAUUGGCGGACGGCUACGCACGCGCUGAAGGCUUCACUGCACUGUACCUGAAGAGGUAUUCAGACGCGGUGAAGGGUGAUUACCCUAUUCGGGCCGUGAUUAGGGCUACUGGGGUGAAUUCCAACGGAAGAACUGCAGGAAUUUCCCAUCCGAGUGUGGAGGGACAGGAGAAUUUGAUCAGACAGGUGUACCGAACUGCAGGACUCCCAACGCAUUUGACAGGCUAUUUCGAGUGCCAUGGUACGGGAACGCCCGUUGGAGACCCAGUCGAAGUGACCGCUAUAGGGAGGGUGUUCGCACAUGAACGCCUAGAGGAGCCGCUACUCGUUGGUUCGGUGAAAACCAAUCUAGGCCACUCGGAGCCAGCCAGCGGAUUAGUGGGCUUGAUGAAGGCGAUUCUGGCCAUCGAGCAUGGCACUAUUCCUCCCACCGUUGGAGUGCAGAAGUUGAACCCGAACAUAGACUUCAACGCUACCAGAGUGCGUGUUGUCACAGAAGCAACACCGUGGCCGCAGGGGCUGCUCCGCCGAGCAAGUGUGAACUCGUUCGGCUAUGGUGGAGCCAAUGGCCACUGUAUUGUCGAUCAUCCAUCCAUUCUGGAUCCGACUGCGUUACCUUACACACACUCAAUAAACGCUGUAAAUGGGACGAGUCAGCCUUACAUAAACGGAACCGUCAAUGGGCUUGCCAGUCAUUCCAAUGAGGGCAGAACCAAUGGAUCAAGGAUGCAGGACGGUCCCAUCGUCAAAUCAGUCGCUCGUACAACAGCGGAGAGUACAAGGAGACUCGUCCUUCUCCCUUUCUCGGCCCAUGACCCAGACUCACUGUCCCGAAACAUCGCGAUGCUCGCAGAAGCUCUUCCCAAGUUACCCCUCGCAGACGUCGCAUACACACUCUCCGCCCGUCGUUCAAGGUUCCGCCACAAAUCAUUCGCAAUAGUCGACCGCAACAGCCCUGAAGUGGCCCUAACAAUGCCCGACGUUACGAGCCUUAUAUCCGCAAACGAGCAGUCCCCACGCAUUGGCUUCGUCUUCACAGGUCAAGGCGCGCAACAUCAGGAAAUGGGCCGCGCCCUGUUUGACUACGGUAUUUUCCGUGAAUCUAUUCGGCAGCAAGAUGCCGUUCUCCAGUUACUGUCGUUCUCUCCUCCUUGGAGAAUCACGGACGUAUUGAAUGGAGAAUGCGAGAUCUCGGUCCACGAGCCUGAGAUUUCGCAGACCGUUUGCACUGCGCUUCAGAUUGGUCUGGUAGACCUUUUACGAUCAUGGAAUGUGCGUCCGGACGUCACGAUAGGUCACUCGUCGGGUGAAAUGGCGGCGGCAUAUGCCUCGGGGCGGUUGUCGUUGGCAGAGGCGAUCGUCACUGCCUAUUGUCGCGGCCAUGCUAUUGCGCAGAAUGCCCGACAAGGUGCCAUGCUGGCCGUCGGAAUUGGCGCUGACACGGUCCAACGGUAUCUGAACGGUGUAGAACACCAGGUCAAGAUCGCCGCGAUAAACUCUCCGAGCAGUGUAACGCUGUCUGGGGAUGUGGAACCUAUCCAUGAACUUGAGAGACGAUUCAAAACCGACGAGAUUUUCUGUAGGAUUCUUCAAACUGGUGGUAACGCUUACCAUUCCCAUCAUAUGAAUGCGAUUGGAAACUAUUACGAAGACAUAUUGACCAAGGCGUAUGGAGAGCUCCAUCUCUACCAACAAGAUGCGGAAUGUUUUCAGCGUCAACAUCCUGUCCCUUGGGUAUCAUCAGUGACUCCGAACAAGGCAAUGGUCCAACAGAUUCCGCUGGCUUACUGGCGCCGCAAUCUCGAAUCCCCCGUACAGUUCUACGAAGCGGUUCAGAACUUGGUAGUGCAGCCACACACGGCGGUUGAUAUUCUAGUUGAGGUUGGACCGCACUCCGCACUCCAGAGCCCGCUCAAGGAGAUUCUCACGAAGGUGGGGAAAGAAAAUGGAAUCAAGCCUCCGCUGUACCUCACGGCUCUAAAAAGAUUCGAUGAUGGGAUGCGAAAUAUUCUGACCUUGUGCGGCUCACUGUUCUGCUUGAAUGCGAACGUGGACCUCGCAGCUGUCAAUUCGAACGAAGUUACUGAGGACCAUCCAAUAAGAUACGUACAUGGGAAGGUGUGCGUCGAUAUGCCGACUUACCGCUUCAAGUAUGGGGAGCCGUUGUACUAUGAGAAUCGAAUCGCCAAGGAGAUUCGGUUACGGAAGCAUCUGCGGCACGACCUUUUAGGUGUUCGUCAAGCCGGCUGUGCAAAGGAGAGCCCAAGCUGGAGGAACGUCCUACGGCAGAAAGAUUUGCCCUGGUUGAAAGACCACAAGCUUCUACCGCACGCUGUCAUGCCGGGUUCGGGGUACGUCUGUAUGGCGAUAGAAGCCAUCUCUCAGUUUCUGGAUACCGAUUCAAAGAGUACGACAGGUGCUCACUAUCAGCUUCGCAAUGUGUCAAUCAAGUCGGCAAUGCGGAUACCUGAGGACGAGAUCGGUUUGGAAGUGAUCACCACUCUACAGCAAUCCUCCAUAAGCCCAGCAUGGUUCGACUUCAGGAUUUCAUCUUACUCUCCAACGGACGAAACAUGGACGGAUAAUGCGUCCGGCCUUGUCAAGAUGGACGCAUCCCUCCAGGCGGACGUCGCUCUGGGAGACCUGUCAAAGGACAUGGACCCUCGUGUUAUUGAGAUGGAAGACUGGCAGGAGAAGUUUCAGCAGAUAGGCCUCGGGUACGGGAAAGCAUUCCAAGGUCUCUCAAACCUGCGGGCGGAUCCGAUCAAGAAGCUUGCAACUGCCAACGUGGCUCUUCAGACAACGGACGGCAUGCUCAGAGGCCUGGAAUCCGGCUACCCAAUACAUCCCGCCUCGCUGGAUCUCUGUCAUCAACUAGCGCUGAUCGCAACGCAUGGCGGCCAAGCCGGUAGCCUGAAGAACGCAUUCAUUCCAGUAUAUAUCGAUGAGAUGUCAGUCUGGGCAAGAGAUGAAAUCGGAUCAUUUGGACACGGCACUGCAACAGGCGAGUUCAAGGGACUACGAGGCGCCCAGGCGAAAGUACAGCUGCUCACACCAUCUAGCAAACCAAUAGUGGAGAUCUAUAAUCUCCGAUGCGUGUCUUAUAACGGUGGCGAUGCUUCCACAUCUAAACCUGGGGAUCAGCCUGCUCCAUACACACGGCUUGUUUGGAAACCGGAUAUCGCACUCCUCACCAACGAGGACGCGAGGAAACUGUUCCCUCCUACCAUGGCACUUGACGAUCUCGAGGAUACCUUUGCCACUAUGGACAAGAUCGCCGCUUGUAUGAUUGUUGAUAUCGCCGAGAGGUUUUGCAAUAUCGACAGCCCUGAAUCGCAUCUGCGUAGAUUCCUCGCCUGGGUGAAGCGAUCAGUGACGCGACAGCACCCGGUAAUUCAUGAAGCGCAAAGAAUGUCACACGAAUAUAGACUUGCCAUCAUCGAAAGGCUAUGUACUGCACUCGGGGAUGUACCAGACGUCAAGCAUACCAAGCGGAUAUACGACAACAUCUCUGAAAUUCUUUACGGCACAAAGACUGGCAUCGAGGUCGCAACGCAGGAUGGCCUUCUGCAAGAGAUGUACGCCCGUGGCAUGGGAAUUCAAGCGGGGUAUUCGCAGUUGAAGCGACUUCUCGACCUCCUUGGACAUAAAACCCCGCAUAUGAAGAUUCUGGAGAUUGGCGCUGGCACAGGCGGAGCGACGCGAAUCGCAUUGCGGACGCUAGGUGGCGACACUGCACACAAGCAGUAUAGCGAGUAUCACUUCACUGAUGUGUCGCCAGCUUUCCUUGGUGCAGCAGAAGCAGAAUUCGGCAAUUGUAAAGGCAUGGCCUACAAGACCCUUGAUAUCAGCAAGAGCCCUUGCGAUCAAGGCUUCGCUGCGGAUUAUGACCUCAUUAUAGCAUCUCAGUGCCUUCACACGACGCAGAACAUUAGCCAAACGCUAACGAACGCCCGGAGCUUGCUGAAGGAAGGGGGAAAGAUGGUCUUCUUGGAAAGCACUCGAACUUGGCUGGGCCACAGCCUUGCCUAUGGGACAUUUCCUGAUUGGUGGCCAGAGGAUAGCGAGAAAGAUUCACCGUUCCUUACUCGCGAGGACUGGAAAGUUCUACUUUUGAACUCGGGGUUUUCCGGUGUUGACAUUGAGCUGGAUGAUUACCCUCGACCGUUGACGACGGUAUCGACAAUAGUUACCACAGCAUUGUCGACUACCACCUGCGUAUCCGCUGAGAUUGUGGACCAGGGACGAACAGCAUACAUUGUCCGGAAGAGGGAGAGCCCCGAUCUUGGAAACCUAGUCGCCGAGCUGCAACGCCAUGGAUAUGAGGCUCGUUUCCAAGACCUUAACACUGCGGACAUACCCGAUGGAGCACAUGUCAUCGUCGCGACUGAUUUAGGCAACGCCAUCCUUGUCGACGGCUGCGAAGAUGAUUUCUACUCCGUCAAAAAGAUCAUCGAAAGGGCCUCCUGUUUGGUGUGGCUGACCAAGGGCGGGAUUGUUGAUGGAAGUGAUCCGAAGCCUGCCGUAGCCACCGGACUUAUUCGAAUGCUCAUCACUGAGAACCAGCUGAACAACUACGGUAUCUGUCAUCUGGAUCCAGAGGGUGGCUGCACUUCUCCCAAUGUCUCCCGCAAUAUCGUUCGGCACUUCUUGCGGGUCGCUGAUGGCAACGCCGAGCGCGAAGUGGCCAUGUACAACACCGUUCCACAUGCCAGCCGACUCUUAAUAGACGACAGCCUCAAUGAGCGCUACAACAUACUUCACGGGGCCGCUCAAAAAUUCGAGCAGAUGGUCCUCCAAAAUGGCAAACCUAUGAUGGUCGAUUUCGAGACACCCGGCCUACUCAGCUCCCUAUAUUUCCGUGAGGACGUAUCGUUCCGCAAACCUCUCCCGGAAGAUUAUAUCGAGGUACAGACGGCUGCCGUCGGGCUCAACUGGAAGGACAUCGCCGUCAGUGCUGGUCGCCUCGACAUGAAUGCCUGCAGCUCGGAGUGCGCAGGCACAAUAACCGCCGUGGGCAGCGCCGUAAAAGGCCUGUAUCCUGGCGACCGCGUGUAUGGCCUGGCUUGGGGCCGGUUCGGGACCAGACCGCGCUUCCCGAGCGCUCAUGCCCAAGCAAUUCCGCAGAGAUACUCAUUCGAAGAGGCCGCAACUGUCCCUAUUGUGUUUUGCACGGCGGUGUACGCACUGAAGCAUCUCGCGCGGGUGCGUAAGGGAGAAAGUGUUCUCAUACAGUCCGCUACCGGAGGAUUAGGGCUUGCGUCAAUCCAGGUAGCCCAGAGCAUGGGUGCGGAAAUCUACGCGACUGUGGGCACACUGGAGAAGAAAGAAUAUCUCAUCCGAUCAUGUGGCAUAAGUCCGGAGCGAAUCUUCUCGUCCAGGGAUUCGAAUGACAUUUCGCGACUUUUGGCCAGCACCAACGGCAAAGGCUUCAAUGUCAUCCUCAGCACCUCCAAUGGCGAUCUUAUGCACGAGACAUGGCGUUGUAUUGCUCCGAGAGGUCGCUUCAUCGACGUGGGAAGGGUUGACGUCCAGAAUCACGGAACCAUAGCAUUGGAAGUCUUCGAAAGAAACGCGACUUUUUCGUCCUUCGAUCUGAGCACUAUGGCCGUUCAAGAUCCGGAGUUCUGCGCGGAACUCAUCCAAGAAGUAGGCGACAUGCUCCGAAGCGGACAAGUACAACCGAUACCUUUCAAAACCUUUGACAUAAAUGAACUGGACAAAGGAAUGCUGUAUUUCUCCCAGGGCAAGCAUAUUGGGAAAGUGGUUGCUAGCUAUCGGAACCAGGAGGCGGUGGUCAAGAUGAUUCCGCCAAAGCCAGAAGCGUAUUUCGACCCAAGUGCCGAAUAUGUUCUUGUGGGUGGUCUUGGUGGCCUUGGAAGAUCGAUCUUGCAGUGGAUGGUGUCCCGUGGCGCUCUUCAUUUCACGAUCAUGUCUCGGUCCGGCGAUGCAAGGCUUUCGAAGGAGGCAUCUGAGAUGAUUGAGACCCUGAGAUCCCAAGGUAUCACCGUUGAGCUGGUUGCUUGCGAUAUAAACGUGAAAGAGUCUGUUUCAUCGGCGAUUGCAGCGGCAUCGUUGCAUAGACCUAUAAAGGGAAUACUGCAUGCGGCCGUUGCUUUCUUGGACCAGCCAUUUGACACCCUUCCCUACGCCCAGUGGAAAGGAGGCCUUUCAGCUAAGGUGCAGGGAACAAUCAACCUCCACGAGGUCACGAUCGAGCAGAAGCUACCACUGGACUUCUUCAUCAUGACAUCAUCCUUCGAGGCCGUGGUAGCGCUGCCGACACAAGCUGCCUACUGUGCGGCGAACAGUUUCCAGGACGCAUUUGCUCGCUAUCGUAGACUUCAGGGGCUGCCCGCGACAGCGAUUGCCUUUGGGUUGAUAACCGAGAUAGGGGAUGUCGGCCAAAGGGACGCAACGCGACAGAUGAUCCAGCGCAACGGCUUGUAUCGCACAGGAGAACUUGGUUUCUUGCGACUGCUCGAAGCGGCAUUCCUUGAUUCGCCCGAGUCGAAGCCGGAUUGGCAUGCUUACGAUCCGUUAGCAGAGGCCCAGAUCACCACUUGUCUCGAACCAUCUCAGCUGGCAAAAAUUGCUCAUCAAGUUGGUGAGGGACCACCACCGCGGUGGCAUUCGGACGCAAAGUUCUCGCAUCUCUUCCGUGCAAUGCAAGAUUGUCUGUCGACAUCUCAAAAUUCUCAGCAGGUCAAGUCUGUUGUAUCUGCUGUGGCUACAGCCGUCGAUGCUGCUAUACAGUCCGGAAAUAUUGGCCAGGCGGGAUCUCUCAUCGCGAAUGCGAUAGCAGAGCGAACGGCGAGUCUUUUGAUGAUUCCAUCCGAGAGCAUCGGGACGCAGAAGUCGGUCGCUCAGUACGGUGUGGAUAGCCUGAUUGCGGUGGAACUUCGAAGCUGGGUGGCACUUAUGUUUGGCGUCAGCAUUCCUUUGUUGAAGUUGCUAGAUGAGAAGAUUAGCAUUAGAGAGCUAGGCGGGUGGAUUGCGAAAGAACGGGAGAGCAAACUGUAAUUCUUGUAGAGCUGAAUUUUGUAUCAUUCUUUCCAUCCUUCGAAAAACUGCGGUCUCUUUAUUGGAACCCCCAUCGUGAUAGCCGUUGUCAUAAUGAGUCACAGCCUUUUGUCCGGGCUGUACAGAGGGGUGAACAGUUUUUCUAGGGCCUUCAGUUAUAUCGCUCCAUCGACAGCUGGUGUUGCCAAGCCCAACGUUCUACUGUGGUAGGUGGCCGAGUAUAGCUUCUUGGGCACCAUGAUGGUCCUAGAUUCAAAAGUCAGGAGGAUACACAUGAUGAAAUAAACAAGUCACGGCGUCACAUUGAUCGACAGAAC
Westerdykella ornata is the source of this 8492-nucleotide messenger RNA. RefSeq names its product polyketide synthase. The transcript has 5 exons. Gene Ontology annotation, molecular function: fatty acid synthase activity; 3-oxoacyl-[acyl-carrier-protein] synthase activity; phosphopantetheine binding. NCBI's taxonomy places the organism in Eukaryota, Fungi, Ascomycota, Dothideomycetes, Pleosporales, Sporormiaceae. The record is from RefSeq and is a predicted model, not a curated record. The coding region runs from base 376 to 8175 and encodes 2599 amino acids. Gene Ontology annotation, biological process: fatty acid biosynthetic process; secondary metabolite biosynthetic process.